AUGGCGGGCGCCAACAUGACGAAUUGUUCGAUCAAGGAUACGACUUCCUUCGAUGUGGCUAUCUUCAUAAUCUACGUACCAGUGAUGCUGACAAUCGCGAUUUUUGGACUCAUAGGCAAUAUUCUGUGUUACGCCAUCCUCGCCAAAGAAAUGAAGCCAUCAUCUACGUCAGUAUUGCUGAAAUCGCUAGCUUUGGCGGAUUCUUCUGUCCUGGUGACCUACGCUCUGUACUACUCCAUCCCAGCCAUUUAUUCUUCCCAAGUUAUUUUGAAUGAAUAUAUGAAGUUCUUCUACGUUACGAAACAAUAUCUCUGGGCGAUCAUGUGGUUCUGUAAAACAAUGGCAGUCUAUCUAAUCGUGUUUGUCUCGCUGGAACGCUACAUUGCCGUCUGCAAACCGCUGAAGGCUGGAUUCAUCUGCACCAAGAGAAAUGCCCGGAUGUCAAUCAUCUGCCUUGUAAUUCUUUCAGUGGUGUACAACUCACCAAAAACGCUAUAUUAUUACUCUGUUUGGGUCUACGACGAGUGCGUAGGAAAGCUCAGACCUGUUUCGAGACGAUCAGACAUCGUCUUGGAUCCUCACUUUUAUUACAUCUACGUUAUUACGCUGUAUUUUAUCAUCUUGUUCAUCGUGCCCCUAGGGAUUAUGAUAUUCUGCAAUAUUCAACUGAAACGAGCCUUGGGACACGCGACGACAGUCAGAACCAAUACCAUGCGCGCCGGGAAGGCAUCACGGAAGCAACGACAACAGUCCGACUCGAUCACAAUGCGCAUAAUCGCCGUUGUGACUGUCUUUCUCGUGUUGGAGUUCCCUGCGAUCAUCCUAAACGUGCUGUAUGCUAUCAACAAAGAGAUCUCUUUCAUGGAUGCCUCACUGCUCUAUAACAUCCUUCGAGUAUCCUAUGUCCUCUCCACCAUAAACUCCUUCAUUAACUUCUACGUGUACUGUUUGACCGGGUCGAACUUCAGGAGGACUGCUAUCAAAAUGUUCCAGCGCCGAAAGGCGUCGAAGCCGAAAGUCAAAAAUUCACCUAGGGUGUUUUGCUUGAGUUCGGGAAAAGUUCAAAAACCGCUAUAUCCUCCGACCAUCAGUCCGACUUUAAGCCGUUCCGGGGUCUCCACCUCACCGCAAACCUCAGUUGAGGAUCUCUACGUGGAUGUGCAUUUUUAA
Lineus longissimus is the source of this 1170-nucleotide messenger RNA. Its product is annotated as FMRFamide receptor-like. The record is from RefSeq and is a predicted model, not a curated record. Gene Ontology annotation, biological process: G protein-coupled receptor signaling pathway. Bases 1 to 1170 code for a protein of 389 amino acids. Gene Ontology annotation, molecular function: G protein-coupled receptor activity. Gene Ontology annotation, cellular component: membrane. The transcript has a single exon. NCBI's taxonomy places the organism in Eukaryota, Metazoa, Nemertea, Pilidiophora, Heteronemertea, Lineidae.